Amphiprion ocellaris (clown anemonefish) is the source of this 2726-nucleotide messenger RNA. RefSeq names its product ADP-ribosylation factor-like protein 3. Bases 156 to 680 code for a protein of 174 amino acids. Gene Ontology annotation, cellular component: cytoplasm; microtubule cytoskeleton. Gene Ontology annotation, molecular function: GTP binding; GTPase activity. The transcript is spliced from 6 exons. Gene Ontology annotation, biological process: cilium assembly. The record is from RefSeq and is a predicted model, not a curated record. NCBI's taxonomy places the organism in Eukaryota, Metazoa, Chordata, Actinopteri, Pomacentridae.
UAAAAUAUAUUUUCGCGUAAGAGACGUCGUUAUUUACGCUGACGUCACGGUAUCCCAGGUAACUGACCCUGGCAGCUGUUCUCCCAGGAAGCAUGGUCAGAAAGAUGCUAAGCCACUCAGCCUGAGCAAGCACCACAAAACCACCUGAGGAAAACAUGGGCUUGUUGUCCAUUCUACGGAGACUUAAGCAGACUCCAGAACAGGAGGUGCGCUUGCUGCUGUUAGGCUUGGACAAUGCUGGCAAGACCACUCUUCUAAAACAGCUGGCAGCCGAAGAUAUCAGCCACAUCACUCCCACACAAGGCUUUAAUAUAAAGAGCGUCCAAUCUUCUGGCUUUAAGUUGAAUGUUUGGGACAUUGGCGGGCAGCGGAAGAUCCGUCCAUACUGGAGGAAUUACUUUGAGAACACAGAUGUGCUGAUCUACGUGAUCGACAGCUCAGACCGGAAAAGGUUUGAAGAGACAAGUCUGGAGCUAGCUGAGUUGCUGGAGGAGGAGAAGCUUGCUGCCGUGCCACUGCUGAUCUUUGCCAACAAGCAGGACCUGAUGACAGCCACUCCUGCAUCUGAGCUGGCCGAAAGUCUCAAUUUGCACACCAUCCGGGAUCGCAUGUGGCAGGUGCAGGCCUGCUCAGGAGUCACCGCUGAGGGAGUGCAGCACAUUUGCCACAGACCCCACUAAUCUGAACUGGAUGAGUGCUCCACUGUGGUCCUAUAGGGCAUUUACAUACAAACCUUUUCCAGGACUAAUAGCUCUCCAAUACAAUUUGCAUUUAUAUAGCCCCCUUCAUACCAACAUGAUUUGGCACCUUUGCCCAUGAUAAAAAUAAACCUCCUCCUUUGGCCUUGAGUUACUGCCCUGCUGCUGGUGCUGCUACUGGUUUUGUGUGUGCACUUGUGUGUCCAUCUACGCAUGUAAGGUUGGCUGAUUUUAAUAUGUCAGAGCUGCUUGGUCCGGCGAUGGAAACAAGUGCAGAAACCCUCAAAACGGGCCUCAUAAUGAUUCAGCCGCCUUCGUGGCUCUCAUGCUGUGUGUGCGUAUUUUAUGCUGUAUAUUUGAAUUUUGUUGAUACAGCACAGUUGGACACUUGGUCAGGCCAAAGAGUCAAAAGGUAAAUAUUAAGCCAGAACAGAUCUUGUUGGAUAAUCUAAAAUAGAAAACAUACAUUUUUAAGCCAGCAGAUUGUGGCACACGUGCAUCCGACACUUUUACAAGCUCUAGAGAGAGUACAUCAAAGGAUAAAAAUAGAAUAAUGAAUAAAGAAAUGAAAGUGUACCAUGUGAGAGAGACGAUAAAAGGCCUCCUCCCUCCCUCUGGAUUGCUUAAUCAUUAACAUCUUAUGCAAGUGAUAAUCACUCAACCUGUAAAAACAUAUACCCAAUUACACAUAAAAGUGCUCUGAUAAAUCUUUCCCAUUUUAUCUAGCAAUAGCAUGUGAGUAUGAUGGCACAGGCCGUGAAGUGGCUUUAAAUCCCAAAUGAAUAAAAUGGGAAUUACCAAAUAGAAGAGCGGAUUGGAGCGACCGCUCCUCGUUACCUCUGGCUCUAUCAUCAGAGAGGUGAGAGGCAGUCAGGCCUGCCAGAGGCCAUAAAUCACGGGACUUUCCCAGCUACUCAAGCCAGCACAGCGGCCUCCCACACAGGGGAAACGAAGGGCAGAGAGGCUGAUUGACUCGCAAGGCCAGUGAAAGAGAGAUCCUGUGACUUCGAGUGCCGUGGAUCUCACACGCUGUAACUCAGUCAUGUGUGUGCUGCAGCAGCUGUGUGGGACACAUCAGUGUUUAGAUUCAGAUGAUCUGACUGAAAAGAAAAUGCUCAGUUAGAGGAGAAAAAAAUUGAUUUGUCUUUACGUUCUAAUUUUGUAACAAAUCAAAACACACAGAAGCCCGUACUGUGGAGCCACUUUGCAGGUGUUGUUUUUUUUUUUGUGUGUUUUUUUUUUUUUUAAAAGGGGAAACUGAUCUGUUUGGUGUCAUGAAUGCUUUUUGAAUCAGUUGAAUGAUUUCUUCUGUUGCUCGAAAGGAAGCUUUGUUUGAAAGAAUAACUCCGGUGAUGUUAUGUCAGUGGCUGCUGCUCACAGAUUAAAGAAUUUUAAAGAAAGGUCUGUUACACAAAUUAGGGAUUUUGAUUUUAAAAGACUCACGUUUUUGCCAUUCAGAGUGCUUCAAAAUUAAAAUAUUAACUCACACAAAUGAGUCAAAUUUAGCAUAACAACCUCUGCUGAUCCAUUUAAUCUGCGUCCUGUGAGUCCCCCAUCUUUAUGGAAGUGCAUUAGAAUACUAAAUAUCACUAAUUACCUGCUUUAUGUUACUGAUUUGUCUCCACAUAUUAAAAUUCCAUAAACAACUGCUUAUUCUGAGACCAUUUGUGGACCAAAAUUAAACAUUAUUUUUAGUUUUUUAAGAAGGUAAGGAGAGCACAAUUACAAAUGGUGCACAAGUGAUUCUGUGAUAUGAUAUAUUGCAAAGAUGUCACGUACAACACACAAAUAUCAAUGUGACUGAAGAGGAAAAGAUACCCUAGAUGUAAGAAGUGAUCCAAAAAAAAACUAGAAUCAAGAAAGUCUUUGCACUUUUAAACAACAUAAAUAUGUACCAUCCCUUAAAUUUACAACUGUAAAAGCACGGCAAAAAACAUUUCCCCCUUUAUUACACACAUUUUUGGAACUGCUGUUUUUUUGCUUCUUUAAUAGGAGUAUUUGCAAUUAUUUCACUGUAUAUUAUUAUUA